This is a messenger RNA of Danio rerio (zebrafish), 1892 nucleotides long. The record is from RefSeq and is a predicted model, not a curated record. Lineage: Eukaryota; Metazoa; Chordata; Actinopteri; Cypriniformes; Danionidae.
AUCAGAUUGAAGUUGAGUGUGCUCUGUAGAGGUAUAGUAAUGCUGCUGACUAGUCAGCACAUCAUACAGGACUUUUCCCAAUGGAAGUUUGGCAGGCUGAUGGGAUCUGAUGGAUGGACUACCUUCAUGAGCGGACUGAUGCAUGACACUAGGAUUUACAUUUUGAGGCAGAGGGAGAAAAGGAGUCAAUGAUGUCUGAAUGAAGUAGUGUUGGAUCUGAUAUACUGGCGGAAUUUGGCAACCACCGGGGUGGUGUUUACAGGUUUGGUUGUGGGCUUGGCUUCUUUGUUUCAGCUCAGUGCCAUUACAAUUCUAUCCAACCUCGGUUUGAGCAUUAUGGCCUUCACCCUCCCUGUACGCUUGCUCUACAAAGCCAUGACAGUUACCCGUCUCAAUGAUGGAUCGCAUCCCUUCCAGUCAUAUUUGGAUGAGGACCACACGCUGACAGACGAGGACACAGUUCGCAUGGCGGAACAAAUGGUUCUGCUGAUUGCAACGGCUGUCAGUGAGCUGAAGAGGCUGUUCUUCAUCGACAGCAUCAUGGACUCAGUGAAGUUUAUUGUAUUCCUGUAUUUGUUGACCUAUGUGGGGGUCCAAGCCAACGGUCUCACGCUGGUGAUGUCUGGUGUGAUAUGCGCUUUUUCUCUGCCAUUGCUGUAUAAACUCCAGCAGGAGAGGAUCGACAAGAUUAUAAAAGCAGUCCAACUACUUGUGGAAAAAAUCACUGAAAUGGUUGAUCUUGUGGUUUCACUGGCCAAACCUCCCCCAGCCCCAGCACCUCCUCCUGCCCCUGCAUUAAAACAUAAACAGAAGACUAAAUGAAUGUGGAGAAAUGUGGAGCUCACUGAACAAACAAAGAAAGUCUUACGGUGCAGCUGCAGUCCUGUAUGUCAGACAGGUUCAAUGGUUUGGGGCUUAUGAAUGAGCAUUAUGAUUUACAGUACAUUUCUCAAGGUGCUAUGAUUUUAUUUUGGAAUACAAUUAAAGCAACAGGACACCAAAAGGUAUCACUUUUUUUUAUAGGUCCUUUAAUGCAUUUUGUUGAUUUUAAGUUACAUCACAUUUACAUGCCAACUAAUUUUCAAUAGAUUAUAAGUAGAUUGUUAGGUUGGGGUUAGGGUUAGGUAUUGUUAUAGGCAAAGUAUUUUAUAGUCAGUUAAAUGUCUGUUGAAGGAGCAGUAUCAACAGAUAUUAAGCAGACAGUCUACUAAUACUCAAAUAAGAAGUAAUUGGCAUAAAGUUUCAGUGCAACUUUUAGUCAACAAAAUGUGCAAUAGGGACCAUCAAAAUAAAGUGUUAUUCACCACAAAAAGUGUUUUUCGAACAAAAAAAGAACGUAUUUGCCGUUGAUUUCCAUCGUAUUAGUUUCCAGCUUUCAAAUUAUCUUCUUUUUUUGUUUAACAGAAAGGAGAAAGGGGUUUGGAGGGUGAAUAAAUUAGUACAUUUUCAUAUUUAGGUAAACUUUCCAUCCAUUUUAUUUAACAUAAACUCUCUUUUAUAAUUAAUUACUAUUUACCGCUGUGUAAUAUUUAUAAUUAUUGGUUCAUUUUGCCUAACCAAGCUUUUUUACUGAUUUUCAUAUUAAAUGGUGAAUCUAUAGUGACAGUUGCAAGUAUGUUGUUGUCCACUAGAGGGCGCAAUGCGACCACAAAAUCACGACAGUUCUGGCUGAAGUUGUAGAAAUUCUGUUUUGUAAAACUGUUUAACAUAUUAGAGCUUAAAAUGAGAAUGUUUUGGUAUUUUUAAAAAAUAUUCAGUUCUAUUUUGCCUCACAGAGCAAUUCAAAACAAAUUUUGAAACAAGUCACUUUAAAACAAGUCAUGUUUUGCUUCCCUGUGUUUGUACAUCUUUUGUGCGACAUGACCCCCAGUAAACACGUGUUUUCAAUGUUA